This is a messenger RNA of Drosophila grimshawi, 1596 nucleotides long. It is a transcript of the gene Uba4, whose product is annotated as adenylyltransferase and sulfurtransferase MOCS3. Gene Ontology annotation, cellular component: cytoplasm; cytosol. The transcript has a single exon. Lineage: Eukaryota; Metazoa; Arthropoda; Insecta; Diptera; Drosophilidae. Gene Ontology annotation, biological process: tRNA wobble position uridine thiolation; protein urmylation. Gene Ontology annotation, molecular function: URM1 activating enzyme activity; adenylyltransferase activity; thiosulfate-cyanide sulfurtransferase activity. The record is from RefSeq and is a predicted model, not a curated record. The coding region runs from base 129 to 1478 and encodes 449 amino acids.
CUAGCAACAGUCUGGCAACGCCUCGCUUGCUUGCAUUCGGUGCGUAAACAAUUAAUCGUUGACUUUUUAUUUGAUUUUGUUUUGUUUGUCUUACCCCUUUUGAAAUCGACGCAUAUUUGCACGUGCCAAUGAUUGCGGCCAGAGGUGCACCUGAAAUCGAAAAGGCGAAACUGCGUCUAGAGAUUGCCGAACUGCAGGCGGUGCUAAACGCCAAAGAGCAACAAUUGCUCGAACUGCAGUCAACAAUAUCAACAGGCGCGAGCAACGGAGGCGAACCCGAAUCGAAGCAAGACCAUCAAAAAUUGAGUAACGAUGAUAUUGCACGCUAUAGUCGCCAACUGAUAUUGCCUGACUUUGGCAUCGGCGGCCAACUGAAGCUGAAGAACAGCGCAGUGCUAAUUGUUGGCAUUGGCGGCUUGGGAUGCCCGGCGGCACAAUAUCUAGCGGGAGCUGGUUGUGGCAGCCUGGGACUAGUGGAUUAUGACCAGGUCGAGCGGAGCAAUCUGCAUCGCCAGACGCUGCAUACGGUCGCCCGCUGUGGCUUGUCCAAGGCGGAAUCGGCACGCAUUGCAUUGCUCGAGUUGAAUCCACACUGUCACAUCACGUGCCACGCAAGUCUGCUGAACCGCUUCAAUGCGAUGGACAUAAUGCAUGGCUACGAUGUCGUCCUGGACUGCAGCGACAAUGUGGCAACUCGCUAUCUGCUCAACGAUGCCUGUGUCAUGCUGGGCAAACCCUUGGUCUCUGGCAGUGCCCUCAAACUGGACGGACAAAUAACCGUUUACAACUACGGGACACAGGGACCUUGUUAUCGCUGCAUCUUUCCGGUGCCGCCGCCACCCGAGGCGGUAACCAAUUGCGGCGAUGGUGGCGUCUUGGGUGCUGUCACCGGCACAAUUGGCGCCAUGCAGGCACUGGAGGCUAUUAAAUUGAUAGUGGGACUGGGCGAUGUGCUGGCCGGGCGACUGCUCAUCUUCGAUGGCAGCAGCUGUCAGUUCCGCAACAUAAGGAUAAGAAGCAAGCGGGCCAAUUGCCAUGUGUGCUCCGACCAGCCACUGAUCACGCAACUGAUCGACUACGAGGUCUUCUGCGGCAUGCAUGCCACCGACAAGGACAAUCCGCUCCAGCUGCUCGAGCCGGAGCAACGCAUCACAGUUGUGGAUUACCAAAAGUCGCUGCAGGAUAAGCCACACUUGCUACUGGAUGUGCGUGCGCAGGCCGAGUUUGAGAUCUGCCAGCUGCCCCAAGCAAUUAAUGUGCCAUUGGCCCAAAUUCUGGAUGGCAGCUACCUUCAGCAGCUCGAUGCACAAUUCAAGAGCAGCGGGUUUCCCAUUGUGGUCGUGUGUCGUCGUGGCAACGAUUCCCAGAUUGCCGUGCAGCAUAUGAAAAAUCAAUUUCCCGAACAUUUCAUCCGAGAUUUGAAGGGCGGAUUGCAUGCCUGGACUAACCAGAUUGACGAGAACUUUCCUAUCUACUAAUCUACUGAACUUACAAAAGAAUAAGCUUUAUUUUAUAAUUUACGCCCAAUUGUAAUAUUUGUAUGAAAACUGUGGAAAUGAAGUGUAAAUCGAAUAAAUAUAAUAUGAAUGUGUAUUA